Messenger RNA from Perognathus longimembris pacificus (Pacific pocket mouse), 789 nucleotides. RefSeq names its product Kruppel like factor 17 (gene Klf17). The record is from RefSeq and is a predicted model, not a curated record. The transcript has 2 exons. NCBI's taxonomy places the organism in Eukaryota, Metazoa, Chordata, Mammalia, Rodentia, Heteromyidae. Bases 1 to 789 code for a protein of 262 amino acids. Gene Ontology annotation, biological process: regulation of transcription by RNA polymerase II. Gene Ontology annotation, molecular function: RNA polymerase II cis-regulatory region sequence-specific DNA binding; DNA-binding transcription factor activity, RNA polymerase II-specific.
AUGUCCCAAGGGUCCCAGAUGAUGUCCCUAGGAGACACAGGUGUUCCAGGGGUGGCCGUGAGCUUCAGUGAACAUCUAAGGAUGCCUGCCAAUGGGCCACCAGCCACAGCUUCCAGCAGAGCCUUAGUCAUGUCCCCAGCAAUGCCUUAUUCUGGCUCCUCAACAGUGCCUUCCACCAACACAUCUUCAACACUUAAAAUGAUCUUGGGAACAACCAUGCCUUCCUCCGAGGCCCAGACUAUGCAUCCCUCUAUGGUUCAGAUGUCCAACCGAGAGGCCUACAAUCGAGAGAUCCCUUCAGCUCAGUCUCAAUUAUUGAUGUCUUUAGAAUCCCAACAUUCUCUUGUGAACCAAUCAGUAUCCCAGGAAGUCCCCUUCCUGCCGGAGGAGCCAGCACCUGCGCCACAGAGGCAAGCAGAGAAUAACGUCAGCAUUCGGAGAAGGAGCGCUCCAGUUUUAAGGCCUUAUGUCUGCGAGCAUAUGAACUGUGGAAAAGCUUACACCAAGCGCUCCCAUCUCUUGAGUCACCAGCGCAAACACACAGGGGAGAAGCCUUACAAAUGCCAGUGGGAAAACUGCACGUGGUCUUUCUUCCGUUCUGAUGAGCUUGCACGACACAUGCGGAGGCACACCAGACAUCGACCGCACCAGUGCAAACAGUGUGGCCGAAGUUUCAUGCGAUCUGACCAUCUCAGGCAACACGAAAAGAUUCAUCGGCGACCAUCAGGAUCCCCAGAAUCUCAGGCCAACAGUGGACAUAUGGGCAGUCCUCCUGCCACUGGCCUUUAG